UUUUUUUUACUUCUGCAGAGUACUUGCUUACAUUUGGAGACCAACUGAAGCCCCUGAGGGUAUACAGCCAACAAAUGGAGAUGCAGGAAUAUCCUUACCCUGGGAGCACUCUACAGCUCUCCCGCAGGUCCCUUCGCCAAGAGCGGUCCAAACCAGAACUCAGGAAGAUUACCUUGCAUCAUCGGAUCCGUGAAGAUGAAAAUCCUCACGCCAAGGAAAUAAAAGAGUUUGACUGCAGAAUUUCCCUUGCCAAUGAAUCAAAAGAAAACCUCUUGACGGAUCAAGAGAUUGAAGUCUACAAGAAGCUUCUCAGAAAAGCUCGAGAGUAUGAGCUGCAGAGGCAUGAUGUCAUACUUUGCACCUGCACUGCAGCGUCCUCCCCUACACUGACGAGAAAAGUCAGUGCACGUUACAUCCUUAUUGAUGAAUGUGCUAUGGCCACUGAACCCCAGGCUCUCAUCCCUCUAGUCUGCAACCAACCAGAAAAGAUUGUGCUGCUUGGUGACCACAAACAGCUCCGACCCAUUGUUCAUCAUGAACGUGUGAAGAAGAUGGGGAUGUCAAUAUCCCUGUUUGAACGCUAUAUUAAGGUCUUUAAGAAACGGACUGUAAUGCUAAAUACCCAGUAUCGGAUGCAUGAAGAUAUCUGCAAGUUUCCAUCAAAGGCCUAUUAUGAUGGACUUUUACAAACAAAAGUGGAUUGUCGAGACAGUGUUCUUUGUGCUAACCUCAAGCCAACCCCAAUUGUUUUUGGUGACAUUAGAGGUGAAGAGAUUAGUUUGGUUGUGAGCACAGCGAAGGGAAAUGAAAAUUCAAAAGCAAAUAGAGAAGAAAGAGAUCUUGCGGUUAACAUUGCUCAACAACUGGUUGAAAAAGGCAAGAUUGAUCAACAAAGUAUAGCAAUUCUAUCUCCCUACAAUGCCCAGGUGUCUGAAAUUAGAAAAGACCUCAGUGAAAAAAAGAUGGGUGAAGUCACUGUCACUACCAUCACAAAAAGCCAAGGAAGUGAAUGGCGCUACAUCAUUCUAUCAACUGUGCGCUCACUGGCCAGUGAGGAGAUUGAGAAAGAGCCUGAUAGGGCAUGGCUGUCCAAACAUAUUGGCUUUGUUGGAGAUCCCAACCAAAUCAAUGUAGCCAUCACCAGGGCCAAAGAAGGACUGUGUAUCAUUGGUAACCAAGAGUUGUUAAACUGCAGUGGAGCUUGGAGACAACUCCUCGAGCACUAUAAGGCAAACGGCUGUGUCACAAUGGCUAACAAGAUUGAUGUACAGUCAGUGGUUAAGAAGCCUUCAAUCAGAGUCUUCUGACAUAACCGUUAAAGCAACACAUUUUUCUACUUUUUAUUAUUAUACAAUAAAUUAUACUUUUUUUGUGUGCGCUCUGUAAAAUUGACCUUAAAAUGAAUUGAUAUUGUAUCCAAUUCAAAUCUAAUGUUAGCUUAAAACUACUUUUUUUGUGUCUGUAAGAAUAGCAUUAGUGGAUGGGUUGAAGCCCCAAUCUGGCAUUUUAUAAUAAUUGAAUGCCGAGGCUUCAGGCAAACUACAUGUGUAACUAGUAACUAGUUUUAAUUAAGAAAUAUACAACAAUAUGUAAAUAAACAGUGAGCAUACAUAUUUAGAAGAAACCGUUCUUUCACUGAACCACAACCUGGAAUAAUUUAGGUGACCAUGGCACAGUGUGUUUCAUUCUUGUAAAGAAGAGAACAUUGCGAUCAUCACUUGCAGGCCUAUUAGAGGUCACCAGAAGCAUUCAUAAGAAGAUUAGUGAUGCGGCCUUUGUCAAUUAUGCCCCAAAACUAUGGAACACAUUACCCAUAAAUAUUAGGGAAGCAAACACACUAGACAUUUUCAAAAAACAGCUUGGAACCUAUCUUUUUAACAAAGCAUUUAAACAAUUUUAUCUCAGAAGGGUUUUAUUAGUUGUAUUAUUGUUUUAUAGAUUUUUGGGAUUCCCGCAAAGACUGCGGCUUGUGUUUUGUAGAGUUACUUU
Molecule: messenger RNA, 1989 nt
Organism: Hypomesus transpacificus
Lineage: Eukaryota; Metazoa; Chordata; Actinopteri; Osmeriformes; Osmeridae
Gene: helz2c
Product: helicase with zinc finger 2c
Exons: 8
Coding region: 75-1307 (410 amino acids)
Molecular function (GO): 5'-3' DNA helicase activity
Source: RefSeq, a predicted model, not a curated record